UUUGUUUCUUGUUCGAUUGUGAAUUGAGGAAAUGGCGAUUCGAGAUCUAUACGUAUACGGUUUUUUUUUAAUUUCAGUUCGACUAAUUUGAGAAUGUCACAAGAUCAGAUCGAUUCGUUGACAGAGUUUUGGGGGGCACAGCAAGAAUGGAAGAAGAGUAUGAGAGUCGUCGAGUGAGGAGAUGGGAAGAGUUGGACACUGACAUCUUAGUAAGAAUUUUCCAGAAGUUUAGCGUCUUCGAGCUGACUUCUGGAUUAGCUCAUGUUUGUAGAGGAUGGAGAGCUGCUUGUUGCGAUCCGAUUCUGUGGAAGACUCUUGAUUUGUCACACAUGAGAUCUAGUUUCAUCAAGAUCCCAUUAGAGCCUUAUGUCUAUGUUGAACGCCGAUCUGAUGAGGCCUUGACCCGCAUCCUGAGACUCUCCAUGAGCCUUAGCGGAGGAAACACCAGGACCUUGAUCUUCCAUUUCAACUUGUUUCUGAGUGAUGAUCAGCUUACUUACACCGCAGAAAGGUGUCCAGGGUUGAGACGGGUUGUCCUGCCGGCUUGGAACAGAAUAAAGAAGACUGGUAUAUGCAAAGCGAUAAGAAUCUGGAAAGAUCUUGAGUCACUAACAAUGCCGAGCAUCGCAAACCCGCCUUAUCUCUUAACAGAAAUCGCCAAGAACUGCAAGAAUUUUAAAGAGCUCAAGAUCAUGGGUCCAUUUGAGGUCUUCUUUGCAAACACACUUAUCAGCUGCCUCCCAAAUCUCAAAAUCCUCAGCCUUAGAUGCUCAGCGAUAAAGCAGGAAGCGCUCUUGAAAAUCCUUGACGGAUUACCGAGCCUUGAAGUGCUCAACAUAUCACACUCUCACCUCGUGGAGUACAGCGGUUGGCAACCGCAGCAGAAGGUGAUUAUUAGAGAGCUGGAUAAGACGAUAACGGAGAAAACGGGGAGGUUGAAGAGGUUCUUGACUUGUAUGGAGCACAAGACGUGUGUGAUGUGUCAGAGGACAGAGAACGAUGAAGGGAUAGUGAGAUGGUAUAAAUACGAGGAAGGAGAGUGGAAGGUUGAUGAAGUGACUUCUCUUCAUCUUUGAUGAUGUCUUUGUGAUUUUUUCUCUUUGUGAAAACUUUUAACUUUCUUCUUUGUUCAUUUGAGUUGAUUUGUGGGUUGUUUUGAUAUAAACGUAUUAUGUGUAUAUAUAUGUAGGCAAAUGCGAAUGUUUGUUUGUAAAACUUGUAGUGAUCAACUUUGGAUCACCAACUUUGACACAAGUAGGAAAAUAAAACAUUAAACUUUUCAAAUGUUA
Messenger RNA from Capsella rubella, 1289 nucleotides. Its product is annotated as F-box/LRR-repeat protein At3g48880. The transcript has 3 exons. The record is from RefSeq and is a predicted model, not a curated record. NCBI's taxonomy places the organism in Eukaryota, Viridiplantae, Streptophyta, Magnoliopsida, Brassicales, Brassicaceae. Gene Ontology annotation, molecular function: protein binding. Bases 147 to 1076 code for a protein of 309 amino acids.